Molecule: messenger RNA, 1731 nt
Organism: Electrophorus electricus (electric eel)
Lineage: Eukaryota; Metazoa; Chordata; Actinopteri; Gymnotiformes; Gymnotidae
Product: calpain-9-like
Biological process (GO): proteolysis
Cellular component (GO): cytoplasm
Molecular function (GO): calcium-dependent cysteine-type endopeptidase activity
Source: RefSeq, a predicted model, not a curated record
CCAUCUGCUUUCUGGGGACCACGUGCUGUCUGCUUAUACUGAACUACUACCAAACAUCUCCGGUCCCAGCACUGUGGCCAAUAGUAGCUUAAGGAUAAUUAUGCGUGUAAUUACACAUUAUAAAUUGUGUGAUAUCGCCUGGGAGGCAUGUAGUCACCUGGAGACAUUUUAACUCUGUGCUGCCUCUCCAAGAGAGCUGGAAUCACAAAAGAUAAGGACUUUUGGACUACACAGUUUCAUACACAGCCCUGUGUGCUUCCCGGACUGUUCUUAGAGAAAUGCCACGUGCCAGGACCAAGCGACGUAAAACAGAUGUGGGGGGCUCUCCUGCCAAUCCCAUGAUGUUCCUGGGGCAGGACUUCCAGCAGCUGCAGCAGGAAUACAGCAGGAAAAAAGAGAUAUACACUGAUGAGAAAUUCCCUCCAAGCAAGCGCUCCAUUGGCGCAGGCCUGCUGUCCCGUGCUGAAAUGGCUAAAGUGGUCUGGAUGAGGCCAUCAGAACUGGUGGAAGAUCCGUGUCUAAUUGUAGAUGGCAAGUCCAGGUUUGACUUCAGCCAAGGAGAACUAGGAAACUGCUGGUUUCUGGCUGCAAUAGCGGCAAUUACGUUUCGGAAAGACAUCAUGGAUGAGGUUGUGCCUCAAGAUCAGUCAUUCGAAAAAGACUAUGCAGGAAUAUUUCACUUCAGGUUUUGGAGGAAUGGCCACUGGGUUGAUGUUGUGAUAGACGAUACACUGCCAACAAUCGAUGGGCAGCUCAUCUUUCUGCAUUGCAAAACACGCAAUGAGUUCUGGCCUGCCCUGCUGGAGAAGGCAUAUGCCAAAGUGUGCGGUUGUUAUGCAGCCAUGAAUGGUGGGUAUGUGUAUAAUGCCCUGCGGGAUUUCACCGGUGGAGUGCAGAAAACAUUCAUUCUGUGCAAAGCUGCAGAAGAGCUCUGGGACAAGAUGGAUCAGGCAGCAAAGAACAAUGCCCUCAUGGGCUGUUCAACCCCUCAAGGGGCAACCCCUGCCAACACAGUGUUACCCUGUGGUAUAGUGGAAGGCCACGCCUACUCUGUCACAGGUGUCGCCAAGGUGGUGUUGCCACAUAAGGUAGUGAAACUGGUGCGAGUCUUUAACCCGUGGGGAGACGGAGAGUGGAACGGAGACUGGAGUGAUAAAUCAUCUCUGUGGAACAAAGUGUGUGAUGAGGAUCGUAAAAUAUGUCUGCAAGAAAAAGAAGAUGGAGAAUUUUGGAUGUCAAUGAAAGAUUUUUGCUGUAAGUACGAAGAUCUGGAUAUCUGCUAUGUCAGGCCUAAGCUCCCGGCGUAAUCGUCUCCUACAGCAAACUCUGAAGCUGACUGCUAUUGAAAGAUUGUUUGAUUCUAUAAUGCUAUCUGGGGUAUUCUGCACUUUCCCAGUUUAAGCAGCUUGUCAAGUGCAGACUGACUAACUAUUCCUUAUGCAUGAUCAUGCAUAGAGACCUCCACUCUGAAUCACCAUCCUUCCUCAGUUUGCCUGCUCUGAUAUACUUCAGCCCUUACACUCUUUAAACAUCGUAGCUGGCUGCCCAUGAAAUAAAACCUGAAAGGCAGUAAAUCAGCAUUACCCAUAUUUUACACAUGCUUAUGUUAUUUUUUAAGAUAACUUUUGCUGUGCACUGCGUAGAACUUGUGAAAAGGAUGUCCUCCACUUCAGGAGGGAGAAGUAAGAUUUGCCCUGCACUGCAUAUCCUAAUAAAAGACUUACAAAGAAA